This is a messenger RNA of Paramecium sonneborni, 1139 nucleotides long. Lineage: Eukaryota; Ciliophora; Oligohymenophorea; Peniculida; Parameciidae. The record is from the annotation of a GenBank genome assembly.
CGUUUUUAAUGAGAACAACAUCAUUAGUGUUGAUAUUUCUGAUAAUUAGUGUUAUAGACACUAAAUCAAUAUAUGAAAUAUCAUAAAAUGAAUAUGGAAAAACAGUGCUUUAAGCAAUAUAAUUAACUUUAAAUGACGAACCAGCUUCAUUUGGAAAGACAAUAGAUUUAUUGUAAGACUUAAAAAAGGGAAUAUAGAAUGAUUAAGAUGAAGAUUCUGGACUUUUAAAUGAAAGAUUAUAAACUUGUGAUAGUCACAUUUCUUAAAAUUCAUAAAUAAUUUCAGAUUCAUAAACUAAAUUGGCAUAAGCUUAAGAAUAGGUUGGUCCACUAGAAUAAAAAUAAUUAGAUAAAAAACAUUAAGCUGAAGAUAAAGAAGGUGAAGAAUAGAGAAAUAAUGAUAGAAUUAAUAAGUUGAUUUAAUAAAGAUAAGAAUCAAGAUAAUAAUUUGAAAAUAAAAGAGAUGAAUUAACAUCUAUUGUUGGAGCAUUGAGUGAAGCUAAAAUAAUAAUUACUUCAAUUAAAACAGAUCCAUCAGCUUUUAUUUAAUUGAAAAACCAUAAAGAAAAUAUUUGUAAUUAUUGAGAAAUUAAUAAUAGUAAACUAAAUUUAAAAAUCAUCAAUGUUUUAUACUUUGAUACAUUAAACUCUUUCUUUAAUUUAAUAAGGAACAAGUCAAGAAAAAGUUAUAAGAAUAAUUGAUGAUUUGAUAGAUGAAGUUUAUUAAGUUUAGAAAUUAGAAAUGAUUGCUGAUGAUCAAAGAGAAGCAGAUUUUAUAAAGACUAAGUAAAUAAAUAAUUUAAAAUUAGAAUUCGUUUUGAAUUUGCAAAUACUAGAUUAAGUACAAAAAUUGCUGAAUUAAGGGCUGAUGUGCAAUAAUCAUAAUAAUAAUUACUAGAAUUAAAUAACAAAAUUGCUAUAUAUUAAGACUUAGUUAAUUUAAAAAUAAAAGAAAAUUCAGAUUGGCAAUAAUCUUGCAAUGAUGCUUAGAAUAGUCAUAAUGGUUUGAGUGAUUAUAGAAGCUAAUAAAUAGCAAUUAUUGAUGAAUGCAUUUCAUUAUUGUAAGGACAUGAUCCAGAGAUAAUGUAAUUCAUAUAGAAAUUUAUUUGAAAUAUAAAUUAUUGAUAAUUAUUCUAAAAG